This is a messenger RNA of Phalaenopsis equestris, 1073 nucleotides long. RefSeq lists its product as uncharacterized. The record is from RefSeq and is a predicted model, not a curated record. The coding region runs from base 41 to 865 and encodes 274 amino acids. Lineage: Eukaryota; Viridiplantae; Streptophyta; Magnoliopsida; Asparagales; Orchidaceae. Gene Ontology annotation, molecular function: protein binding. The transcript has 6 exons.
UCUACUGUAACUGUGUAAGUGGAGGAAACAUAAGGGCAGAAUGAUGCACUCUUUAGGUGUUAAGCUGGUCUCUUUGAAGCCUGCAACGAUCUCUACAGCGUGGGCGAGCCACAGAGAAAGCACGAAGCCUUCUUUUGUGAUUCUAUCUGUCUCCAAUUCUUCUUCCUCCGAGAGAGAUGGUUCGGAGAAUGAGAAGAUGCUCUCUUCUCCGAUCGCCUCUUUCCUUUCUAAGAGCCAGAACUAUGCUCUCCUCAAGAAGCAGUUGGCCGUGGCGGCCAAAUCCGAGGAUUAUAAAGAGGCUGCAAGGAUACGGGAUUCCUUAAAAUCUUUUGAGGAGGAGGAACCAGUAUUGCGCCUCAAGGGAUUAUUAAAGAAGGCUAUUCAAGAAGAACGCUUUGAGGAUGCUGCAAGGUAUCGAAAUGAAUUGAAAAUUUUGGCCCCACAUGCUUUGUUGAAAUGUUCAAGUGAUGCUACUACUGCGGGUAUACGGGUGCAAGUAAGGAGUGUGUAUAUUGAGAGCAGAAGCCAACCAUCAAAAGGGCAGUACUUCUUUGCUUAUAGAAUUCGAAUCACUAAUAAUUCUGAGCAUCCUGUACAAAUCCUUAGACGGCACUGGAUCAUAACUGACGGCAACGAGAGAACCGAGAACAUCUGGGGAGUUGGCGUUAUAGGAGAACAACCUGUGAUACUUCCAAAUACUGGAUUUGAGUACUCUUCUGCCUGUCCCUUGAGUACUCCUAAUGGAAGAAUGGAAGGUGAUUUUGAGAUGAAGCAUAUUGAUAUGGUUGGAUCAUCAACUUUCAAUGUAGCGAUUGCCCCCUUCUCUCUGUCCUGCAUGGGAGAUGAAGAUGGUGGGCUCCUUUAGGGUCUGCACACAUGUUUUCUACCUGUUUUAACCUACACUGGGAGGGGAUUUUAGCCUUUAUGUCCUAAGGUUUAUAUAUUUUUAUGUUUUUCAAUUCAACCCCAAUGUGGACGAAAAGGCUCUCGUACAAAUCAUGUUUACUUGUAUAUGUGCAUGAUGUAAUCAAUAUAUAAGAUAUUUUUAGAUUUAGGGGUGCAAAAUGAUGAGU